Messenger RNA from Helicoverpa armigera (cotton bollworm), 2026 nucleotides. It is a transcript of the gene DIP-beta, whose product is annotated as Dpr-interacting protein beta. The coding region runs from base 517 to 1749 and encodes 410 amino acids. Lineage: Eukaryota; Metazoa; Arthropoda; Insecta; Lepidoptera; Noctuidae. The transcript has 9 exons. Gene Ontology annotation, cellular component: neuron projection. The record is from RefSeq and is a predicted model, not a curated record.
UCGCUCUCAAGUCGGCCGGUCGCGCCGUGUGUCACACAACUAAGUCAGUGCGAAGCGAGCCGCGCGCUAGGCCUGUGUCGCGCCGCACCGCAACUUGCCUCUCGCACGACGACCCAACUUCCCGGUUGUGUUUUGUUACGCGAAAAUACACAAAACUUUCGUGUUUAACUUGCGCUAAAUUUAAUAUAACUUUACCGGAUCAACACGAGAAGUGAGACGGAGGAGUAAUGCCUGUUAACAAAUGAUUCGUUGAUUAAACCGACGAGGUUUGAGUGGAAUUCAUGUUCAGUGAGUGUGGCGAGGAUGACAACCGCACGUUUAUUUAUUACAGAUCUGCUCUAUGAGCUAUGACCAAGCCCAGAAAUAUUGUUUCGUUUUAUUGAACUGGUGUAGAUAAAACACCAAUCAAAUGUGGGACCGAGUGGAAUAGUGUUCAAAAUGAGAAGACUCAAGUGGGUGUCGAGACUGGAUAGCGGCGGUAGAUGGCAGCAGCGGACGGUGACGCGCUGAGGCAGGAUGGCGACGCACGCGCAGGGCGGGCCGCUCGCGCGCCUACUAGUACUGGCUGUAUUACAUGUCAAUUUUAUUGCACUAGGUCUAGAGCCGGACUUCCUAUACCCCCUGGAGAACGUGACGAUCGCUCAAGGCCGGGACGCGAUGUUCACGUGCGUGGUCAAUAACCUGGGCGGUUACAGGGUGAGUGGCGACUCCGCCACGGCCAGGGUAGCGUGGAUCAAAGCAGACACGAAGGCGAUCCUGGCGAUACACGAGCACGUGAUAACGAACAACGCGAGGCUGAGCGUCACGCACAACGACUACAACACGUGGACGCUAAACAUUAGGGGCGUCAAGCGGGAAGACAGAGGACAAUAUAUGUGCCAAGUUAACACUGACCCUAUGAAAAUGCAGACAGCAUUUUUGGAAGUAGUAAUCCCUCCAGAUAUAAUUUACGAAGAAACGUCUGGGGACAUGAUGGUACCAGAAGGAGGGUCAGCCAAGCUGGUCUGCAAAGCCAGGGGUUACCCUCCUCCUAAAAUUGUAUGGCGUAGAGAAGAUGGGGGAGAUAUCAUUUCAAGAGGGGGACCUCAGGGGAAGACGAAAGUGACGUCACUAGAAGGAGAAAUAGUGAAUCUCACGAAAGUGACGCGCUCAGAGAUGGGCGCAUACCUGUGCAUCGCUGCGAACGGAGUACCGCCCUCAGUGAGCAAGAGAAUAAUGCUGCAUGUACACUUUCACCCAUUGGUGCAAGUGCCUAACCAGUUGGUAGGCGCUCCGACGGGGACCGAUGUCACUCUUCAGUGCCACGUCGAGGCCUCGCCGAAAGCCAUCAACUAUUGGACCAGAGAGAAUGGUGAAAUGAUAAUAUCGAACGACAAAUACCAGAUGACUGAGAUCAACAGCUCUGCCUACAGCGUGCAGAUGCGGCUCGUUAUCCGAAACAUACAGAGAAGUGACCUCGGAGGCUACAAGUGCAUAUCUAAGAACUCUAUAGGCGACGCCGAAGGCAACAUUAGGUUAUACGAAAUGGAGUUGCCAAAUCGCAAGUCUCGCGACGACGACGAUCGCGACUACUCUAUCGAAGAAACAAAUGACGUCCGCUCCAGUCUUCAGGGUCCACUCCGGGAAGGUGGGCCAAGAGACGAGGACGCGAGCUUCUUAGGCGGAGGCGGGCACGUCACCGCCGCCGCGUCCGCGCUCUCCGUGAGCGCAACCUUUUUAAUAACGACCUUAGUCCUCGCUACAUGCUAAACUUUUACUUAUAGCCAUGUGCAAAGUUAAGACGAAAAAAUCCUCGAAAGUUACUCGUUUUCAGAUUAUAAUAGGAGUUUUUAUGGCGUGUAAAGUGAAAGUACUGACCGGAUAAGUACUGCAAAUGCAGAAAUUCAUUUUAUUAUGACCGAUAUAAUAUUUUUUUACUUUUUCUGGUGUAAAUUGUCUCCUGACUACUUAUCAUCGAUGAUGUCCAUUAAAAUCUAAAUAAAUAUUUAGUUUUCAUAUUCAAUUUUCUCCUUCAAAAGGAUUUGUU